Molecule: messenger RNA, 1986 nt
Organism: Mugil cephalus (flathead mullet)
Lineage: Eukaryota; Metazoa; Chordata; Actinopteri; Mugiliformes; Mugilidae
Product: retinol dehydrogenase 13-like
Exons: 7
Coding region: 101-1189 (362 amino acids)
Source: RefSeq, a predicted model, not a curated record
CCUCCCUUCACUUCCGCAGAGGCGUGUGUGUAAACAGGGUUCAGACUGGGCUAAACUCACUUGUGCAUAGUUUGUAGUGCAUUUGUCUUUCAUCUAAUGAAUGAAUGACCGUGUCCGUGAAAGACAGAAUAUUUUUUUUAAUUUUAAGCUUCCUGAAAUAUCCAAUUGUACUUAUUUAAUUAAUCGAAUAACCGAAACUAUGCAAAACUACGUGAGCGUUAUCAAGGACUUCGGAGAGAAACAUGUCACUGGUCUCACGGUUGCGCUGGUUACAGGGGCAAGCCUGCUGGCCUUUCGAAGGUGGAUGGCAGGGGGAGUGUGUAGGAGCAAGGCCAGGCUGGAUGGGAAAACAGUCCUGAUUACAGGGGCCAACACUGGCAUUGGGAAGGAGACGGCCCUGGACAUGGCGCAGAGAGGUGCCAGAGUGAUCCUGGCCUGCAGGGACAUGACCAGGGCCCGCAUUGCAGCCGACGAGAUCCGGCAGAAAAGUGGCAACGGCAAUGUGGUGGUGAAGAAACUGGACCUCGCCUCGCUGCAGUCUGUCAGAGAGCUGGCCAGAGAUGUCGAGGAGAAGGAGGGGCGCCUGGACAUCCUCAUUAACAAUGCAGGCAUCAUGAUGUGUCCCAAGUGGAAGACUGAGGAUGGCUUUGAAAUGCAGUUUGGUGUCAAUCACCUGGGACACUUUCUUCUCACCAACUGUCUGCUUGACCUGCUGAAGAAGUCGGCUCCGAGUCGCGUUGUCGUCGUCUCCAGCCUGGCUCACGUGAGAGGUCAAAUUCACUUUGAUGACAUUCAUCUCGAUAAAGACUACGAGCCUCAAAAGAGCUACCGCCAAAGCAAGCUGGCCAAUGUUCUCUUCUGCAAAGAACUGGCUACCAGACUGCAAGGCACCGGCGUGACAGUGUACAGCCUUCACCCUGGAGUGAUCCGCACGGAGUUGGGGCGCCAUUUUUUCCCUGCCUUGCCUAUGUGGAAGAGGAUGAUACUCGCAUGCUUUUUGACACUGGUCAAAAAUUGCCGGGAAGGAGCACAGACCACCAUCUACUGCGCUGUGGACGAGAGCCUGGCAAACGUCAGCGGCCUCUAUUACAGUGACUGUGCUCCCAAAACACCAGCUCCACAGGCCCUGGACGACGCCGCUGCCAAGAAGCUGUGGGACCUCAGCGCUUCCUUGGUCGGUCUGGCUUAAACGCAGCAGGCAGCCAUGCUUUCAUCAACCAGCGAACCCUGUUUACACAGAGAAUAAAGCACUGCACUUGAUUUUUAUGAUAUAGUAUGCGUAAAGGCAUUGCAUUUUUCUACUAAUCAAAUUCUGUAGGCCAAUAAGAAUACAGAAUCAUGCACUAUUUACUCAGACACCUCAGACAAUGAGGUGUAAUGCUUUAUCUUUAUAUUUUGUAUAUUCUGCGCACUUUACAACAUGAGUUUUAAUGAAUACUUGUGCAAAACUGCUACAUCUUUAUCAAAGUUACAAUUGAUUUAUUUGUUUAACUCUAAAAGGCUAAUAAAACGCUAGCCGUUGUUCGUCAAAUUCAUUCAUACCUUUAAGGCUUUGCUGCUUUUGUUCAUGGCAUCUAACGAUUGCAAACACACAGCUGCAGUUAUAAAAACACGUAAUCUAGAGGCAGAAUGUGUUGAAGUCGCAUGGCUAAGGGUUAUGUAAAGGAAGUGACCUUAAGAGCAGCCUAAAAUGAACAGCCUUAAGAUUGUUGGGGAGUCGAUUCUCCACCAGGUGUUAAGAGGGAGUGGAUGCCUCAGGGGAAGAGAGCAGUUAGGAUCCACCCAGUAGACCCAGAAGACUUGUCAGUUCCUGUGUGUGUGUGUGUGUGUGUGUUUUUUUACAUAGCUGAAGUAGUUGUGUCACAACAAUGUGAUUCUGACGUUUUGUAAUGUUUGCUCUGAAGCUGCGUGAAUUUGUUAAUGGAAAAACGGAAGUGUGCAGGAAGACGCCAACGUUUUUGGAAAUAAAUGUCUGAUAAAAAGUGA